Molecule: messenger RNA, 3211 nt
Organism: Tilletiopsis washingtonensis
Lineage: Eukaryota; Fungi; Basidiomycota; Exobasidiomycetes; Entylomatales
Exons: 3
Coding region: 224-2962 (912 amino acids)
Biological process (GO): regulation of transcription by RNA polymerase II
Molecular function (GO): RNA polymerase II cis-regulatory region sequence-specific DNA binding; protein dimerization activity; DNA-binding transcription factor activity, RNA polymerase II-specific
Source: RefSeq, a predicted model, not a curated record
ACCCUCAUCGCCUGCGUCGCUGCAGCGCCUCGUUCGCCGCACCGCUCCCGCUCGUUCGAGCGCGACUCGCCGCUCGCUCAGACGCCUCUGCGUCCGCCUGCUGCGCUCUCAUCCGCACCCGAAGCUCGGCCGCACGUCUGUGUGACUGCGCGGUGCUGGCCCGUCGGCAUCCGCACCUGGCCGCAGGCCCCUCUGCCUCUCCGCUGUGCCUCGAGACGCGCCCAUGAUGACUACCUCGCCCGCCGGCCAGCCGAGCCAGGCUGGCACGCCGUCGCACAGCGCCGUCCACUUCGCCGCAGAGGCGGGCAGCAGCCGCCAGAGCGGCGCCGGCAGCAGCAGCGGCGGCAGCAACAGCGCCAGCGGCAGUGGCAGCAGCAAGAGCGGCAGCCACGACGCCGAGCAUGCGCGCCGUGCCAGCGCCGACGAGCACGGCGCAGGGCCGUCGGGCACCAGCGGCAUGGGCGGCUUCAACCUCGAUGCCUUCGACUUCGGCGCCGACUUCACGCUCCCAUCCUCGCUCGACGAGCUCAACAUCUUCACCCACAGCGGUGCGCAUGGUGCCGACGGACAGGGCGGACAGGGCCCUGCGCCGCACCAGCAGCACACGCCUGGCCAGAGCCAUGCCUUUGCGCACCACAGCCACUCCAACUCGGCGCCGGGCAGCGUCGGCGCGCCUAGCCCUGCAUCCAUGUCGCAUGCAGGUAGGCCCAGCACCUACUCGCCGGCCAGCUCGCACCGUGGAGCCGCAGCGAGCGACAGCAGAGGCAGCCGUCAUGGCAGCCCGCGCGUGAGCCAGCUCUCGGGCAAUGCGGCCAUGGCACAGAGCGGCUCGUCCAACGGCACGAGCGGCCCUGCAGGCGCUGCCUUUGGUGGUGCCGGAUCGCCGCUCGCCAAUUUGCUGAUGAGCAUGUCGAAUAAUGCUGCCGAGUCGGCCUCGCGCGGCAGUGCCGCCUCGCCUGCGGCCUCGAACGUCGCACAGCUGCUCGAGCAGUCGGGCCAGAUGCAGCUGAGCAUCGGCGACAUCCAGCGCAUGCUCAUGGAGAAGGAGCAGGCGGAGCGCCUGCAGAACAUGCAGACGGCCGUUCUGCGGCAGCAGCUCGAGGCGCUGCAGCGGCAGGCAGACAGCCGCGGCAACCACGGCCAGUCGUCGAUGCCGUCGAACGUCCAGGCGUACGCCCUGCAGCAGCUGCAGCAGCAGCAGCAUCAACAGCAGCAGCGGCAUCAGCAGCAGCAACAGCAGCACGCCGACCUCAUCAGCAUGGCAGCGCAGGUCAGCGGCAGCAACGGCAACACGCCGACGCAGCAGAACCCCGGGCCGGGCAGCAGCGCGCCGUCGCCCUUCAUGAACGCCUUCAGUCCGAAUGCGUACGCUCAGCAGCGCGACGGCUCGGCGCAAAGCCCGCACGCGCAGAUCAACAACCCGUUCUGCCAGCCGAACAUGCCCAUGAGCUCGGCCAUGGCGCAGUACGGCCUGAUGACGCCCGUGCACUCCGGCGCCUUCAAUUCGGGCCAGCAGAUGUCAACGCCCUACAUGAACGGAUCAUUCACUCCGCUCGAGUCUCCCGCGAUCACUCCCGCCAGUGUCUUCUCCACCGGCGCGAGCACGACGGCGGACUUCUUCUCUCCGCUCACGUCGCCGGCGCUUCGGCCGCAGCCACCGUCAGCGAGCGACAUCAUGAUGCUGCCGCCUGCGGCCAGCCCCCACGGCGGCGCACCGGGCCGCUCCGGCAGCCUGAGCCGGCGCGGCGGCCGCGCAGGCUCGGCGACGUCGCCGCACUUCGGUCCGCAGGGCCACAGCACCACGCCCACAGCCAGCCCACUCGCGCUCAUGGGCCAUGCCAAGCCUGGCCCGCUGCCGCGGAAGAACCGCUCGACCACGGCAGAGGCGCGCGCCAACAAGGUGCGGCCCAGCCCGCUGGUGAAGCCGACUGCUCCCCCAGCGCGCGCCGCUCGCUCGCGCGACUCUACUGCCGCAAGCCCAGCCACCACGUCGGGGCCCGGCUCGCGUCGUCCCAGUCUUUCCGAGGCGGCAGGCGCCAAGCCUGGCACUGCUGCGGUGCCCAACAGCUUCACUCCGCUGAUGACGGGCGCGGGCAAGUCGCUCGAGGCUAGCCCAAGCGAGGGCGCUGCGAGCACGCCGAGUCCGAUUGACUUGAGCUCGGGCUCCAUGCCGCCGCCGGGCGCCUCGUCGAGCGGCAAGCCGCUGACACCGGGCAGUAUCAUGGGCAUCGGACAGAAGAGCAGCGCUGCGAAGGCCAACGGCGCGGGCCCGAGCAAGCUGAAGGGCAAAGGCACGGGCACGCCGGACAAGGCCGUCACAUUUGCAGCUGAUGCGGUCCAGAAGACGAGCGAUGCAGUGAUGCGCGUUCCCCCGCCCGGCGGCCUCUCUCCGGCCGAGCGCGAAGAAUGGGCGAACUUCAAGUCGUCCGGCGGGAUUGAGUCGCGGCGCACGUCGCACAAGGCGGCGGAGCAGAAGCGCCGCGACUCGCUCAAGUUCUGCUUCGACGAGCUGCGCGGCAUGCUGCCGGGCAUCACGCUCGACGACGAUGCGCCCGGCGGCUCCUACCUCGGCCCCGACGGCGCGCUCGAGGACAUCGACGUUGAGCAGUUCGACCCCGCCGAGCUGUGCGACGCCGAGACCUCUCGUCUUGCCAACCGUGCCAUCAGCAAGGUCGCGCUGCUGCGCCACUCAAACGAGUACCUCGUGCGCAUCACUACGCGCCUGGCGCGUCGCGACGCCGCGCUGGCCGAUGCGCGCAACGAAAUCGUGCAGCUGCGCGCCGCGCUGGGCCUGCCGCCGCCAGCUAACAUGCAUCUCAUGGGUCCUCAGCCCGUCGGCUACAUGGCCGGCAUGCAGCAGUUCAUCCUCGAACUGCAGGAGCAGCAGAAGAUUGCCGCGAGCUCGGGCGUGCCGUACCAUCCCCAUCUGCUCGACGACUCGCAAAUGGACCUCUCGCACUAGCAAGCUGCACCUGUCGUCCCCAACGCCUUCGCAUCAACCCCUCCACCCUUGUUCCGCCACCUUUGCCGUCCCUUGCGUCACCAAGCAUACUCUACACCUGUCUGUUCCCCUCACAGCCCGUCCGUCGCUCGCACGGCCCGACACUGUCCGGGCCCGACGCUAUACCUCCCUGUGACCCUCGACAACGCUGUCCGCCGUGUGCGCCGUGUGCUGCAACGGCUCAGGGGAAUGUGUCAUAUUUAUGGAGCG